Molecule: messenger RNA, 1548 nt
Organism: Marmota flaviventris (yellow-bellied marmot)
Lineage: Eukaryota; Metazoa; Chordata; Mammalia; Rodentia; Sciuridae
Source: RefSeq, a predicted model, not a curated record
AACUCACAUGGAAACAGCCCCCAUGACUGUAUAUAAAAGCUCAAAGAAACCAUCGGGCGCCUGGUCCACAUUCUGUUCUUUGACGGUUGCCCACAGCGGAGGCCACGUUUCCCCGCCACCAUGUCGCUCCGGUUUUCUGGCGGGUCCAGGCGCUCUUGCUUGCAGUCUGGAGCUGGGUCUGUCAGACCACCCAGCGGAGGUUUGGCAGGCAGCAGUGCAGGCGGCAGCUCGGUGGCUAGCGGUGGAUUUUCCUGUGCCCUGGGGAUCCCCAAUGUUGGGGGCCAUGCGGGAGGCGCCCUUGGAAAUACUGCUGGAAAUGAACGAGGACUCCUCUCGGGGAACGAAAAGGUGACUAUGCAAAAUCUCAACGACCGCCUGGCAUCCUACCUGGAUAAUGUGCGGGCUCUGGAGGAGGCAAAUGCUGAACUGGAGAGAAAGAUCAAGAGUUGGUAUGAAAAAUACGGACCUGGGUCUUGCCGUGGACUUGAUCAUGACUACAGCAGAUAUCACCUAACGAUCGAGGAUCUGAAAAAUAAGAUUAUCUCUUCCACUGCUGCUAAUGCUAAUGUCAUUCUGCAGAUAGAUAAUGCCAGACUGGCUGCUGAUGACUUCCGGCUAAAGUAUGAAAACGAGCUCACCCUUCACCAAAACGUAGAGGCAGACAUCAAUGGGUUAAGGUGGGUUCUGGACGAGCUGACGCUUUGCAGGACGGACCAGGAGCUGCAGUAUGAGUCCCUGAGUGAAGAGAUGACCUACCUCAAGAAGAACCACGAAGAGGAAAUGCAGGCUCUGCAGUGCGCGGCUGGAGGCAACGUGAACGUGGAGAUGAACGCCGCCCCCGGGGUGGACCUCACGGGGCUGCUGGGCAACAUGCGAGCUGAGUACGAGGCCCUGGCUGAGCAGAACCGCCGGGAUGCCGAGGCCUGGUUCCAGGAGAAGAAACGCUCCCUGGAGUGCUCCUUGACAGAGACUGAAGGCAACUACUGCACGCAGCUGGCGCAAAUCCAGGCUCAGAUUGGGGCCCUGGAGGAGCAGCUGCACCAGGUCAGGACUGAGACGGAGGGCCAGAAACUGGAGUAUGAGCAGCUCCUGGACAUCAAGGUCCACCUGGAGAAGGAAAUUGAGACCUACUGCCGCCUGAUAGACGGAGAUGGGAAUUCAUGCUCCAAAUCAACAAGCUUUGGAUCAGAAAAUUCAGGAAAUUCAUCUAAAGAUUUAGCCAAAACCACGCUGGUAAAGACGGUGGUGGAAGAGAUAGAUCAACGUGGUAAAGUUCUUUCAUCCAGAAUUCACUCCAUUGAGGAAAAGACAUCUAAAAUAGUCAAUGGCAAGACAGAACAAAGGGUUCCCUUCUAGCUCUCAUUUUAGAGAAAAAAAUAAUAUUUUGAGAAAAGAUCUGGCACCACUGAAUUAUUUUAAAUAUGAGAGAGAAAUAUAAAACACUUUCUACUCUUAAAGUUCCUUAGCAAAAAUACCUGUUUUCUUAAUAACCUUUUCAGGUUGUUGGGUGUUUGGUUUCAAAUAAAUAAAAAAGUUGAUGUGCACACA